GCGCCCCAAAGGUUAUUGCCACUAUUCGAGCGUGCGCACAAGCGGAUUUGUGAACUUAGUCGAAAAACGUUUCUUGAUGCUUUCUCUCGCCAAUCUCCCAAACUCGACUUCGUUCGAGAAAUCGAGAAUCGCCUAAGUCAUUUCUAAGUGCGAUCUGUGUCGGAAUGGACGUGGAGAACUCUGGAAAUGACGGUGAUUCGAAGCCUACUAAAGAACAUGAUACUAACCAUGUGAAUGGAGUGAAUGGCUACUCUGACAAACACAAGAGUCACAAAUCCGAACAUAAGGACAAACAUAGGGACAAAGACAAAGAUAGGAGCAAAAGCAAGGACCACAAGAGUUCCAGUAGGGACAAAGACAAGCAUCACUCUAGCUCCAAGGACAAGGACCGUCACAGCAGCUCCCACAAGUCUUCUAGCAAGGACAAGGACCGCAGUGACCGAGACAAAAACAGGCAUAGGGACAAAGAUAGGGACGAGAAAAAAUCAAGUUCAUCCAAGGACAAGGAUAGGGACCACAAGAGUUCCCAGGAUAAGGUCAAAUCCAGCAGUUCCAAGGAUAGGGACCAUGAAAAGGAUAAAGAGAGGAGGGAUAAAGAUAAGGAAAAGGACAAAUAUAAACAUAGUUCCUCCAGGGAUAAGGACAAAGAUAGGCAUAGUAGUUCCAAAGAUAAGUAUAGGGAUAAGGAUAAGCAUCAUUCCAGUUCCAAGGAUAAAGAUAGGAAGGACAAGGACAAGGAUAGAAAAUCUGAAAAGGAGAAAAAUGCAGAAGUUGAAAAAAUUAAACAAGACCCAGAACCAUUACCCCAAAUUCCUAAAUUCGAGGUUCCCCCAGUUAAAGAGGAGAACAGCACUGACGAUGAUGAAGAUAAGUUAGUAAUCAAGGACGAAUCUAUGAGCCAAGAAGAGGCAGACAAUGAUCAGAAUGUAUCAGCUACCAGCAGCUGUGACUACAAUCUUUCACAGUUCAAAAAAGAUGAAUCUCAGUUUGAACAAUCAGAAGAGGAAGAGAAAUCACAGGACCCCAUCAAAACUGAGCCUCAAGAUGAAGAAAGUGAAGAAGAUGUACCAUUGGCUGCUCGUGCUAGCAACACCAAAAGAAAAAUAGAAUCCGAUGAUGAAGAAGAUAUUCCACUGAGCGCCAGGAAAAAACCCAAAUUAGAGAAACCGGAAAAAAAGAAAAAGAAGAAGAAGCGCGACUUGGAUGAAGAAGAAGAGGAGUAUAAUGACUACAAACCAGAAAAGAAAAUCAAGAAGGAAAAGCACAUAAAGAAGGAGCCUGUGAAAGAAAGCCCUAAGAAAGGAGGAAAGAAAAAGAAGGAAGAAGAGGAACCAGAAGUCUGGAAAUGGUGGGAGGAAGAAAAAAAAGAGGACGGGGUCAAGUGGACCUUCCUGGAGCACAAGGGCCCCGUUUUCGCGCCCCCCUACGAGCCUAUUCCGACAAGCGUCAAGUUCUACUAUGACGGCAAAGAAUUGCUGCUGUCAGAACAGGCAGAGGAGGUGGCAGGUUUCUAUGCCAAAAUGUUGGACCAUGACUACACCACCAAAGAGGUGUUCAACAAGAACUUCUUCAAAGACUGGCGCAAGGUGAUGACAGAAAAAGAAAGAGCUCUAAUUGUUGAUUUGAAAAAGUGUAAUUUCAAGAAAAUGCAGGCCUAUUUUCUGGAUCUGUCUGAGAAGAACAAGAGCAAAAGCAAGGAGGAAAAGCUUGCACUCAAAGCAAAGAACGAGGAAAUGGUGAAAGAAUACGGGUUCUGUAAGAUUGAUGGACAUACAGAGAAAAUCGGGAAUUUCAGAAUUGAACCUCCUGGUUUGUUCAGAGGUAGAGGAGAGCACCCGAAGAUGGGCAAACUGAAGCGGCGCGUCGAAGCCGAGGACAUCAUCAUCAAUUGCAGCAAGGACUCGAACAUACCGAAAGCGCCGCCCGGCCACAAGUGGAAGGAGGUGCGGCACGUGAACACGGUCACGUGGCUCGCCUCGUGGACGGAGAACGUCCAGAACCAGGUCAAGUACAUCAUGUUGAAUCCGAGCUCUAAGCUCAAGGGGGAGAAGGAUUGGCAGAAGUACGAGACGGCGAGAAGGUUGCACAAGUCCAUCAACAAGAUCCGCUCGGAGUACCAGCAAGACUGGAAGUCCAAAGAGAUGAAAAUCAGGCAGCGAGCCGUGGCCCUGUACUUCAUCGACAAACUGGCCCUCAGGGCUGGUAACGAGAAGGACGAAGACCAAGCCGACACGGUCGGUUGCUGUUCCCUUCGCGUGGAACACAUCCAACUUCUCGAGAAGAAAGACGACAAGGAAUACGUGGUUGUUUUCGACUUUCUCGGUAAAGAUUCCAUCAGGUACUACAACGAGGUGCCGGUGGAGAAGCGAGUGUUCAAGAAUCUGCAGCUGUUUAUGGAGAACAAGAAGGAGGGCGACGAUCUGUUCGAUCGGCUCAAUACUACCAUCAUGAACAAGCACUUGAACGAGCUGAUGGAAGGUUUAACGGCCAAGGUGUUCCGUACGUACAACGCUUCGUGGACGCUGCAACAACAGCUAGAUUUGUUGACCAACGAAGACGACAAUUUGGCGGAGAAAGUUUUGAGCUACAACAGGGCGAAUAGAGCGGUGGCUAUACUUUGUAACCAUCAAAGGUCGGUGCCCAAGGGGCACGAAAAGUCGAUGGAGAAGCUCAAGGAGAAGAUCGACGCCAAGCGGGAUUCCAUCAAGGACGCCGAGCGACAGGUGAAAGACGCCGUCAGAGACGCGAAACACGGCAGCGUCAAAGAAAAAUUGAUCGCCGACAAAAAGAAGAAAAUGUUGCAGCGGCUCAAAGAGCAGCUGGUGAAGCUCGAAAUCCAAGAAACCGAUCGCGACGAGAACAAAACCAUCGCUUUGGGCACCUCGAAGCUGAACUAUCUCGAUCCGCGGAUUUCUGUGGCUUGGUGCAAAAAGUACGACGUGCCGAUCGAGAAGAUCUACAACAAGACGCAACGCGACAAGUUCCGGUGGGCCAUCGAUAUGGCGGGGCCAGACUAUCGGUUCUGAGUCUCCUGGCUUUCUGAGGCAUCACAAACACAUCAACGGUUCGGGGUUUGGCUGGUAGGCCAGCGCGAGAUUGUACAGGUAUCGGCGUCGGGCUAGGGGGUUUCUGAUUGAAAUCCACAGAUUUCUGAUCUAUUCAUGGACUUUUGAUGAAAAAUUAUAUUUUACAUGCUUAAAAUAAUUAUGAUGGCGAUUGCGUUAUGAUUGUUUUCGGAAUUCGUCGUAUCGGUCGUAUUUAUCCCACACCUGACACCAUUUUUUCUAAGAGGUUCUAUCGCCAUUGCGAUCAUCAAUUCAUCAUAAUAAGUAUGAACAUUGACAGAAAAUUCAAGGAUAUUCAAGAUUUUCGAUAUGGAGUAGUAUGAACAUAAUGAACAUUCAGUGUACACAGAGAAGUGUACAAAAAACGGCCAAUGCUGUGAUUCCUGAAUCAUUCGAGAUCGGAUUCUGCAAUUUGGUAGGUAGCAAAUACAUUAUAAUAACAUGUUCAUUUUUAAAUUUUGUAAGGGUUGUGUCUUGUCUCACACCUGAUACCAUUGUGAUCAUCAACAAUUCAUCACAAAUAAACACAUUGGCAGAAAUUUCGAGGAUAUUGAAUGUUUUCGUUUUAUUACCCGUGUUUCUAUUUUUUUUAGUAUAGUUGAAAAGAUUCAUCCUCUGAAAAAAACUUGAAAUUUUUUGUAUCCCACACCUGACACCAUUUCUGCAGAAUGGUCCCUCUGCUGUUGUGUGGCAUUUUUUCUUGAAAAUUUUUGCAUGAGAUAAAUCAUCCUACAAAAAUUUUGUAAUUUUUUAUUCGGGUCAUUUGAACAACCGGUUCCAAAUUCCUAAUAGUAUCAGAUCUCUGUGGGGUUUCAAAUUAAAAAAAAAAUCGCAAUAUAUUUUAGCAACAUAAAAUAGUGAUUUGCAUUGUUUAAAAAGGUUCUUUUCAGCAUGUGGCUUACCAGACGAAUUUUGCAAUCAGAAAAUCUAGAUCCCUAUUUUAAGUCUAAAUUAAAUCAAUUAUUUAGUGAUGUUUCAAAUUUUAUUUUAGUGAAUGAUUUAUGUAUGUGCGAUAGAUAUUUAAUAUCUCUGUACAAAUAAUUACUGAAAAGUGAAUUAAAUUGAGGACUACUGCAUUUUCUUCAAUUUUGGACCGACCACGAGCAAAAACUAAAGCAAUUCUUAAAAAAAUAUAUCUUGUGAUGAUUCAGAGUUGAAUUUGAUGUAGUUUCGGAACUUCCAGUAAUUUCCCAAUUUUGAUUGUAAUGAGUAUUUUUUAUUUAUGAAAGUUGGGGUGUGUUAGUUUGGUAAUAUCAUUUUAUGUCCCGAUGACCAAUGUUCAGUUGUUCACACUGUUGUCAUGACAGAAAUGUAGUAUUCGGUCUGUAUAUUACAGAUUUUAUUUAAUAAAAAGAAUGUCAAAAGGCCUAA
Phaedon cochleariae (mustard beetle) is the source of this 4436-nucleotide messenger RNA. The record is from the annotation of a GenBank genome assembly. NCBI's taxonomy places the organism in Eukaryota, Metazoa, Arthropoda, Insecta, Coleoptera, Chrysomelidae.